AUGUCAUAUUUAAAAUUAAUGAAAGGUAAAUUUUCUUCUCAAAUAAGCCAACAACUACAGAGGAAUAUCUCCAGAAAAAUAGCCCCACAAACCAGAACAAUGUCUACUAAACUAAACUUCAACAUUUCUAGUGCUCAAACUAUUGAAUAUGAAGAAAAAUACGCCGCUCACAACUAUCAUCCAAUUCCAGUUGUGUUCCACAAAGCUAAAGGUGCUCAUGUGUGGGACCCAGAGGGUAAAGAAUAUGUUGACUGGUUGUCUUGUUACAGUGCUAUGAACCAAGGUCACUGUCAUCCAGAAAUUAUUGGUGCUUUAGUUGAUCAAGCUUCUAAAUUAACUUUGUCUUCAAGAGCUUUUCAUAACGAUGUUUUUGCAUUAUUUGCAAAGUAUGCUACCGAGUACUUCAACUAUGAAAGUAUUUUGCCAAUGAACACAGGUGCUGAAGCUGUUGAAACAGGUUUAAAAUUGGCUAGAAGAUGGGGUUAUGUCAAGAAAGGCAUCCCUGAAAAUGAGGCUAUUAUUCUUGCAGCUCAAGGUAAUUUCCAUGGUCGUACUUUUGGGGCCAUUUCUUUAAGUACUGAUGAAGAAGAUUCAAGAAAAAACUAUGGUCCAUUUUUGAAUACCCUUACUGCUAAAAUUCCAGGUGGUGAAGAAAACGAAUACAUCAGAUAUGGUGUUAUUGAAGAUAUCGAAAGAGCCUUCAAAUCACAUGGUGACAAAAUUGCUGCCAUCUUAUUAGAACCAAUUCAAGGUGAAGCUGGGAUUGUUGUCCCACCUCCUGACUACUUGACCAAAGUUCAAGAAUUAUGUCGUAAGUAUAACGUUCUAUUCAUCUGUGAUGAAAUUCAAACAGGUAUUGGUAGAACCGGUAAAUUAUUGUGUUACGAACACUCUGCAAAUGUCAAGCCAGAUGUUGUUUUAUUAGGUAAGGCUAUUUCUGGUGGUGUCUUGCCAGUUUCCUGCGUUUUAUCCUCUACAGAAAUCAUGUCUGUUUUUACUCCAGGUUCUCAUGGAUCCACUUAUGGUGGUAAUCCAUUAGCUUCUCGUGUUUCCAUUGCCGCUUUAGAAGUUGUUAAGAACGAGAAAUUAACUGAAAGAUCCAAAGAAUUGGGUGAUUUGUUAUUGGAAAAAUUAACUGAACUACAAAAAAGGUCAGCUGGUAUUAUAUCAGAAGUUCGUGGUAAGGGUUUAUUGACUGCAAUUGUGAUUGAUCCUACAAAAUCCAAUGGUAGAACUGCUUGGGAUCUUUGUUUAUUAAUGAAAGAUGAAGGUGUUUUAGCUAAGCCAACUCAUGAUCACAUUAUCAGAUUGUCUCCACCAUUGGUUAUUUCUAAGGAAGAUUUAUUGAAUGGUGUUGCAGUCAUUGAAAAAUGUUUAAAAAAGUUGCCAACUGCUGAAAAGGCCAGUCAUUAA
Molecule: messenger RNA, 1413 nt
Organism: Saccharomycodes ludwigii
Lineage: Eukaryota; Fungi; Ascomycota; Saccharomycetes; Saccharomycodales; Saccharomycodaceae
Gene: CAR2
Product: ornithine-oxo-acid transaminase
Exons: 1
Coding region: 1-1413 (470 amino acids)
Cellular component (GO): cytoplasm
Molecular function (GO): identical protein binding; L-ornithine transaminase activity; pyridoxal phosphate binding
Source: RefSeq, a predicted model, not a curated record